This is a messenger RNA of Ophidiomyces ophidiicola, 3102 nucleotides long. It is a transcript of the gene HUL4, whose product is annotated as putative E3 ubiquitin-protein ligase. The transcript is spliced from 2 exons. The record is from RefSeq and is a predicted model, not a curated record. Lineage: Eukaryota; Fungi; Ascomycota; Eurotiomycetes; Onygenales; Onygenaceae. Gene Ontology annotation, biological process: protein polyubiquitination. Gene Ontology annotation, molecular function: ubiquitin protein ligase activity. Bases 1 to 3102 code for a protein of 1033 amino acids.
AUGAACGACCUGGCCCCCGCCUACCCGUCGCUCCGCCCGCAGGGCCCCGCCUGCGAGUCUGUCAGCCCUGACGUGUGCAUCUCCGUCGAGAAAACACGCCGCAUCAUCGAGUCGUGCAUGCUCUCCUUCCUCCACGCCCAGCUCGACGUCCUAGAGCCCCGUCCGCCACUGGGCCGCAGGCGAGGAGUGUCCGAGAGCCAUCUGAGUAGCUACUCUGGCCCUCGUGCGGCCUCCAACGGUGCCAUACGCCCCCUUGCAGCGUCCCAGCCACACCAUCAUCCCACGAACGACGAUGAUCCUGCUCGUACGGCCCGUCAAGGCACAAUACCCCAGCCGGGGAGCAUACCUGGCGCUAUCAAACGGAAGCCCCUUCCAAGCACCGCGGCCGUGCCGAGCUUCAGCUAUGCCCCACAGCGCCCGGGCCAGGCUACGGACGAUGCCAGGCAGAGCUCUCGGCCCCAGGGCCGUGUUUUUCGUGCUCUAGAGGAGUAUCUCUACACGUCUCUCGAUGGCUGUGACAUGCUCAACAACUCGUUCCUCGCCAUCGGCUCGCGCCAUCCUCGAGCUGCGAGCGAAGGCUCCCCUAUUCGAAAGGCUGAUGUGCACUGCUCGCAAGCUCCAACGUCGCUGCAGCUGGAUGGCAAAUCGUUUCCCCUCGCUAAUAUCGCUGAAAAUGGCAAUGAGUGCUCGGGCAACCGCCCCGUGCGGCACAAGUCUACAAAUGGCCACCAAAAUCCAAAACCAAGUACCUCGCAAACUGGCUUUGUGAGCUCGAAAAGCCCCCAUAUCAAUUGGUUCGAACUUGCUGAGUGGUACUACUUGAUACUCCACGCGGGUGAUUCGUGGAAUGCCCUCUGGCAGCGGAUGAAGCCUGCCGAACCCGACGCCCUGCCAAAAUGGGAAGCUGUCAGCUUAUCUCUCUUGGAAGAGAUGUUCUCGGAAUCGCAGUUUCGUCUAAGAAUGGUCCUGCUCCGUGCAACUGAAAAGCUCCUUCUACGGCCAAGACGGCCUCUGGAGCGGCCAGAAGAUACUCGCUUUUUACUCAUCAUUCUGGCCAAUCCAUUACUAUAUCCUGGUAGCUACAGUUCCUGGAAGCUGCCUCGCAAGCUACUCGUCCCUCCUCGUGCCAAUGAUUCAAUGGUAAACGGCAAUUCCACCGCACCGACGUCCGAACCCUCCUCUUCACAAAAAAACAGCGGAAUCAACUUUAAUAAAGUAGUUGAAUCCAGUGAUCGUCGUUUUGUCGUCAUGAAAAGGACCAUCGGCCUUCUCUCCAACCUAUCCAGCGAAUGCCACCAUCUAUUGAUCUCCUGGUUCUCAAGAUUAUCUGAGACGCACUUCCGGCAGCUGGUUGAUCUCAUUGGGAGCUUCGUCACGUAUAGGUUAAAUCGGGGCAAGAAGCGACGGCCGAGCAAGUCGCAAACGCUAGGGGAGAACAUCGAGGAACUUGUUCCCACCUUUUCGAGUGCUAAUACUGUCAUGCCGGCCCAGCUACACUCCGCCUUGCAGCGUGAUAAUCCUUCGUCUAAGCCGCCAAAGACUGACCAUACAACCGUUGUCUACAGCGACGAUUGGCAGCUAAAGGCCGCCGCUCGCGUGAUGUCUCUGCUCUUCCAAGCAAAUACCUCGACUCAGCGUCGAAGACCCGAGCAGCAGUUAUCGCCCGACUCGAGUCCAAACGCAACGCACGCCAUGAUUCCAAUCAGCACCUUCUACAAUAUGCUCCUUGAUUAUUCCGACCUCAUUGCCGAUUUCGAGACGUGGGAGUCGCGGAGCGGGAAGUUCACCUUUUGCCAAUACUCGUUCUUUCUCAGCAUUUGGGCGAAAAUCAGCAUUCUGGAACACGAUGCUCGCCGCCAGAUGGAGGCGAAGGCGCGAGAGGUUUUCUUUGAUAACAUUCUGGGCCGCAGGGGCGGCAGUCAGUACCUUGUUCUGAAGAUACGAAGGGAGUGCUUGGUUGAGGACAGUCUCAGCAGGGUCAGCGAGGUAAUUGGCUCAUCAGCGGGGGAUAUCAAAAAGGGCUUGCGCAUUGAGUUUGUUGGGGAAGAAGGUGUAGAUGCUGGUGGCCUACGAAAAGAAUGGUUUUUAUUAUUAGUCAGGGAGGUGUUUGAUCCUUUACAUGGUAAAGUGUCCAGCCCAUAUUCCAAUGUGCGAUGCAGGAGUGCUAACCACCAGCUGGCAGGCUUAUUUCUUUACGACGAAGACUCUCAGUAUUGUUAUUUUAAUCCUCACUGUUUUGAGUCGUCAGAACAGUUUUUCCUUGUGGGCGUCGUCCUUGGGCUUGCUAUCUACAAUUCUACAAUCUUGGAUGUUGCCCUACCGCCAUUCGCAUACCGGAAGCUCCUCGCCUCAGCUCGAGUUGCUGACGUUCCAACGUUGUCUAUUCCAUCCCAGCCUUUCAGAUGCACAUUGGAGGACCUGGCAGAAUACCGCCCGGCACUCGCAAGGGGCCUACGGCAGCUUCUUGAAUAUGAUGGCGAUGUGGAAGAGACGUUUUGUCGAGACUUCGUGGUCCAGGUUGAGAGGUAUGGAGAGACAGUGGAAGUCCCACUCUGUCCUGGGGGCGAAAAAAGACCGGUCACCAAUUCCAAUCGGCGGGAAUUCGUGGACCUCUAUGUCAAGUACGUACUCAACAAGGCCGUUUCCCGACAAUUCGAGCCCUUCAAGCGUGGCUUUUUCACCAUCUGCGGCGGAAAUGCGCUUCAUCUGUUCAGGCCCGAGGAAAUUGAACUCCUGGUUCGAGGUUCAGAUCAAGCAUUGGAUAUCUCGUCAUUGCGCGCCGUGGCAAAGUACGACAACUGGCAGGUAGCCAACCCCGAAAAAGAACCCGUUGUCAAGUGGUUCUGGGACUUCUUUUCUCGCAUCUCACCUCGCGACCAGCGAAAGGUCUUGGGUUUCAUUACCGGCAGCGACCGCAUUCCCGCCAUGGGAGAAACGAGUCUGGGUAUUCGCAUCCUGUGUCUGGGCCAGGACUCGGAGCGCUUCCCGAUAGCGAGAACGUGCUUCAACAUGCUCUCGCUGUAUCGGUAUAGGACGCGACAAAAGUUCGAGUCUAAACUAUGGCGGGCAGUGGUUGAGAGUGAAGGGUUUGGAUUAAAGUGA